Messenger RNA from Guyanagaster necrorhizus, 738 nucleotides. RefSeq lists its product as uncharacterized. Bases 1 to 738 code for a protein of 245 amino acids. The transcript has 2 exons. The record is from RefSeq and is a predicted model, not a curated record. Lineage: Eukaryota; Fungi; Basidiomycota; Agaricomycetes; Agaricales; Physalacriaceae.
AUGCCUUCAACCAAACUCCAGACAUCUCAAGCCAGAGAGGUGGUAGCAAUAAAAGAACUAUUGGCCAAAACCAAUAAGAGGGUCAUCCUUUAUAACAAAAAAGGCUCAAAAUAUGUGCUCAACCACCUAUCAAAAACCCUGAAAAGAAUGAAAGACAUGAGAUACAUAGGUGUUUCCAACAAAAAAAUUCUUCAAGUGAUGGUAGCCAGCUUUCAAAGCUGUAAACAGAAUAAAUAUCAUGGAAUCUACAAUGCAAGCAGAUUAGCCAAGGAAGGGGCAGAACACAACCAAGAUGAUAUGAUUGACUUGGAAGUAGACCCAAAAUUAAAGAUCACCAGUGCAUCCCUGAGCAAACUGAUGCAGAGUCAAGCCUACAAGGCUUUUCAGGAAAGGAAGAACCAAAACCUCCCUCUUUCAGCAAAGACAAACACAAAUAUGAAACUAGCAAGCCAAGGAGUGAAUGAAUACUUCAGUAUGCAAACAACAUCAACAGCACUAUGGAAGUCAAUCUGUCACAAAGACAUUGACUUGAAUACAAGGUAUUUCCUGUGGAUGACAAUGCACAAUGCAUAUAGAAUAGGAGAAAAAUGGCCAAACUUCAUCCCACAGUACCACAGCAGAGCCUACUGUGCCCACUGCAACAACAGUAUAGAGAACAUGGAACACAUCCUAACAGAAUGCUCCACACCUGGCCAAAAUGAAGUCUGGGAGUUUACUAAGAACCUACUGGAACAAUGA